Messenger RNA from Plasmodium inui San Antonio 1, 1644 nucleotides. RefSeq lists its product as hypothetical. The transcript has a single exon. Lineage: Eukaryota; Apicomplexa; Aconoidasida; Haemosporida; Plasmodiidae. The coding region runs from base 1 to 1644 and encodes 547 amino acids. The record is from RefSeq and is a predicted model, not a curated record.
AUGAAGCGCAAAAUGGUGCUCACGUUUUCUAUGUGUCUUUUUCUAUUUUGCUGUUUGUUAAGCGGUCUAGGGAUGGGGGUGGCUCAUUCCUCAGGAGAAGCCUCUCCUCGAGACAGCUUCCUAUCAACCUGCAUGGAAGUUAUUGACGCGAUAACAUUCUACGAAGACGAGCUGCAGAACUAUAAGUAUGACGAUGAGUGUGCGGCGUAUCGGUACAUAGGCAAUACCGUUUUGGAAAAACACAACUUGAGUAAUUACAACUGCUAUGCGAAGAUACAGAAAGCGUUGUGCAAGCUGAGCUACACCAGGGUUAACACUCCUGAGGGGGAUAGAGGCGAAGGGCAUACAGAUAGAAAAGGUGAAAGACAUCAUAGGGAAAAUACCACUGAAGAGAAUAGUACAAAUGAGGUGAACCCCAAAGAGGAUUUCCCAUCAGAAGGAGAUGAUGCUACGUGCACCAGAACGAAGGAUAUGUUCAUGUCCUUGCUAAGGAAAUGCACAGAAAGGGGAUACGGAGACCCCCUGGUCCACUGCGCCUCCCUUGACAUGGAAAAAAAUGUCAUCUCAGAUGGGGGAUUAUUCUGUGAGAGCUCCUUCGAAAGGAAAAAAAAUGUCCAGGAAAAUGGGCGGCACAAAUCAGUCUACGCAAAUGGUUAUAAAAAAGACAUGAUUCAAACAUUCCAUUUUGAGGAACAACAAAGGGACGACUGCAUCGGUAUGGUUAAUCUGUUUAACAGCUGCUCCACUGUUAGAAGAAGCGUCUUUGGAGAUACGCCUCCUACCCAUUGUGUUGAACAAAGCGAAAAGCACUUUUGCAAUAGAAGGCUUCACAAAAUGGAGGAUAAAAAUUAUAUAUACACCUGCUCAGAUGUGAUAGUGCCUUAUUUAUUGGGCGCAAAGAAUGAGGGGAAGACCUACAGCCAAAUGUGCCACGAUAUAAAAGAUUACGCAAAGGUGUUGAAAAAUGAAAAAAAUGAAUUUUUAAAAAAAAAAAAAGAAAUACAAGAAAAUGUGAAGCAUAUCAAGAUAACGCAAAAGUUGUACAAAAUUACGGAACAUAUUUUCCAAACUCUCCAAGAGGAAGUAGAAAAGUACAACCCAGAUUUAUUUCACCUGUUUAACCUUUUGAAAAGCCCAAAGAUUGUUCUCCCCAAUGAGUAUAUGUUAAAAUUGAACGAAAUAGCUGAUGGAAUGACUCACUUGGAGGACGAAAUGCGCAAAAUGCUGUACCCCACUUUGGAUGAGAACAACAUUGAGGAAAACGUUUUGCUCGUUAAUCAAGCGAAGGCUGCCAUAGAGGCGUUCCUGAGCUUGCAGAAGGACAUCGUGGUCUCGGUCAGGCAGGUUAAUGAGUACAUUCGCAAGGAAACCACUGGAACGACAACUUCUGCCCAAUCUAGAUCUAACCAGUUUGGCAAUAGCGCCAGCCUCUUAACCUUGCACGAGCUGAAGAAGCUGCAAAAAAGGCAUAAGAGCAUUAACAAGAGAGUAGAAGACUAUGCUGACAGACGCAGCAACUCCGUUUUCCGCUACCAUAAUUCCAUGAUGAAAGAUUUCCAUAACGAUAUUGAGAAACUAAAUGGAUUAAUUGAAAUUUACACCUCGCAGAUUUCUUUGCUAAUUGGUAAGGGGUUAGUUGCAUGA